AUGGACACCGAUUCGGAUGAGGAACCUUUGGACAAUCAAGUCGCUAUAUGGAAACGCAAGAAGGAGAAGGAGUUUUUACGACUCCAGGCAGGAACCCUCGUCGAGCGAAAUUCGCAAUGUGGCCCUAACAGACUGACCAAGGAAACUCUGGCCGAGAUAUUCCAGCUCGUGCAAGGAGACGACUACAGCGACGUCCUCAUUCCCUUUACUCAUGUUUGCCAUCACUGGCGUGCAGUCGCUAUUGGCAAAAGAAGGCUCUGGACGAAGCCAUCUACUUCCCACCCUGAAUUAGUGGAGCUCAUAAUCGAGCGUAGUCGCGGUCGUGGCCUGCAUCUCACUCUGGACCAGCCGGAUUCCAUACAACCUUGGCUGUUAAAUGCCGCUAUUAAAGUGAAGUUGGCGCAUCUUGACCAAGCCGUCUCCCUCAAACUCGAUAUCCCACUGCGAAGACUACUUCCGCUAUGUGGCCUUUCCCUGCCCCCUGUUCCGAUACUGGAAUCCCUUGAACUGGCUGAACCCAAGAUCGUCAAGGGGCUUGCCGACGCGGAUACUCUCUUUCGAAAGCACGCUCCUUAUCUAUAUCACCUCACCAUACGGAAGGAUCUUAUCUGUCUCAGCGCCUCUGUAUUUGCGAGACUCCAGUCACUCGAAAUAUCGACGAUGCGGAUCGACAUCAAUAGACUUGCCACCGCCUUAGCCGACGUAGGCUUACUCGAACGACUCAUCUUCUGCGACGUAGAAACAACGCUGGAGGGCUCAGAGGACGAGAUCACAGCCGUACCGCUCGACUUCCUGGAAGAACUGGCUGUCCAGACCAAUGACCUGAUGGCUUGUGUCAACCUAAUGUCUUGCCUGAGGAUCCGCCGCCCAGUACGCCUGGAUAUCGAAGUGGCCCCUACGAAGCCUGCACAGUUGUACCAGGUCGAGGCUGCCAUGACGAUCGUGGAGCGAUACCUUACGGGCGACGGGACUGUACCACUACUAUCCGUUGAACUGGAGAGUGACUGUCCUCUCUCAUUCAUAGCCUGGAAUUACAUCGGUGAGGGUGGUUACCCGCCGUUGAACACCUUCCUCGGAUCUAGAGUGCGCAUCAACAUGCACCCACCGUAUGAUAUUACACAGGGGCGUGCGCUACUACUGCUCAGAACGGUCCGUGCUCUCAGAAUACAUAAGAUCCCCCAUCUUUCUGCCCUAGGUGAUCUCUGCUGUCUUCUUGAUUCUAUGACAGAGGUUGAAGCGUUGGAUCUCACGGACGAUCCAACCGUUGUUGCAUACGUGCUUCCUUUGCUUAGUACGACAAGGCGGUACCAGAACGCGUACCGUCCUGUUAUGCUUCCUCGCUUGAUGUGCUUGAUGCUUAGCAAGCCAUCGUGGGGACGUCGCUGGGAUCCACCUCCUGGUAUGUCCGACCCUUUCGAUUGCCUUCGCGAUUACCUGCAGGAGCGGUUGGACGACGCCGAGCCUAUACACCAACUUCAUAUUCGAGCGAGGUGGCUUCAAGGCGUGGACUUGACGGUGCUCGGAAAAUACGUCGUCAAGUUGCAUCUGACAUAG
Molecule: messenger RNA, 1554 nt
Organism: Gloeophyllum trabeum ATCC 11539
Lineage: Eukaryota; Fungi; Basidiomycota; Agaricomycetes; Gloeophyllales; Gloeophyllaceae
Exons: 1
Coding region: 1-1554 (517 amino acids)
Source: RefSeq, a predicted model, not a curated record